Molecule: messenger RNA, 947 nt
Organism: Neltuma alba
Lineage: Eukaryota; Viridiplantae; Streptophyta; Magnoliopsida; Fabales; Fabaceae
Product: succinate dehydrogenase subunit 6, mitochondrial
Exons: 5
Coding region: 290-721 (143 amino acids)
Cellular component (GO): respiratory chain complex II (succinate dehydrogenase)
Source: RefSeq, a predicted model, not a curated record
UCCCUCCCCUGCCCUUCCCCGGAGGGAACGGGCCCUUGACCCAUCAGAUCCAUUCUCAUUUGCUCAUUUUCGAAUUGAAUCCUAAGUAGAGAGAUUGACUAUUGAGAGAACAGAAGCUGAGAGUGAGAGAGACCUCGAAGGUCUGAGAGGGAGAGGACGCUGAGGAAGCUUUUGAGGAAGGUCUAGGCGUCGUGGGAGCUGGUUUUCGAACCAAAGAUUUAAUUGGCAGCCCAGCUUGCCAAGAAGAAAGCCAGAGCAAGGUACCAACAUAGGAAAACAAGAGAAAGAGAUGGAAGAUUCUUCCUCGCAAUCCUUUUUCAAGAAGCACUGGGAAGGCUUUACGGGAUUCUGGUCAGAAAGGUUCUCAUUUCUUGACAACUAUACCAGGUUCAAGAAUCUCCCCUCUUGGUCUAGCUCUGAUGUUGAGGAGUUCAUUGCUUCUAACCCUGUCCAUGGACCUGUACUGAAAACUACAAGAGAAGCAGUGAACUAUGGUCUCACAGGAAGUAUCAUUGGAGCAGUAUCUACUGCAGGCUUUGCUUACAAAUAUUCCAAGAGUUUGCAUGGUGCCGGGCUGUCUUUUGUUGCCGGGGGCGUGUUUGGAUGGACAUUUGGCCAUGAAAUUGCAAAUCACACACUUCAACUUUACAGGUUGGAUACCACGGCUGCACAAGUUAAGUUCAUGGAAUGGUGGGAAAAGAAAUGUCAAGGACGAUCUUAAAGUCCCCUAUCCUACUGUGAACGUUUACAGCCUUUUCAAUUAUAUAACUCUCCAGUACUUGCUUGUGUGAUGGUUCAAUGAAUAAGCAGUACCUUGUCUUGAAUCUUGAUGUAUGGUAGCAUACUUUUAGAUUAAUUCCAGGCAUUAUAGCCCUUUUGAGUGUGGAAUAAGCUGGAUUAUUUACUGCAAUGUUUUUCCUCAGUGCAUAAAUCUUGUUCUCAUUUAA